Hemicordylus capensis (graceful crag lizard) is the source of this 2403-nucleotide messenger RNA. RefSeq names its product ribonuclease P/MRP subunit p14 (gene RPP14). The record is from RefSeq and is a predicted model, not a curated record. The coding region runs from base 876 to 1229 and encodes 117 amino acids. NCBI's taxonomy places the organism in Eukaryota, Metazoa, Chordata, Lepidosauria, Squamata, Cordylidae. The transcript has 6 exons.
UGGCGAGCCCGUGCGGGGAUUGGAGGAAGGCUGUCCCAGCGGAAGCGGCGAAUAAUGACUUUGGCAUCAACAUUCUGGACCGCGGUCCCGAGAAGGCAAAGAAAGGCUGGGGCGAAGAAAGCUGCCGGUAGCAAGGCAGAGGACAGCAAGCGGGGGUGUUUUGGCAAUGUUGCACAUGGAGCAGCAGCCGUCACUUGCUAGCAGAAUGGCAGCAGAGAGAACGAAGGGAAGCAACAGGACUACGAAGCAGGGCUCCUGGACCCCGAUAUUUCACGGAUUUAGGAGGAAGCCCUCCUGAGCGGAGUGAGGUUUACUUCCAAGUAAACCUAAGACAGGCAGCAUCAUGCCAGGACUAAAUACAGCACUAAGGCUACAAUUUCCCUGAGUCGUCAUUCUCCGCUUUAGCGUCCUCAGUCCAGCUCCACAACCCGACCCCCGCCCACAUACGAACGCCUUCAACGCAUGCGCAGUAAAUAGAAAACGCAAAGCUAUAACAAACUUGUUGCCUGAAGGGGAGAAACACCACGGCUCUCACGCAACAGGCCCGCGCCUAUUGGCUGCCAAGCUCGAAAAUGCUCCUCCUCCUCUGCAGGCUCUGACCUCUCCAGGGCCGCUAUUUCUCCCGCCUUCUUUCUUUUCCUGACCUAUUAUUGUAUUUCUCUUCCGUAUCUCUCCCCGGAUAGCCCAUUGGGCAAUCGACCUCCACAGUUUUGCCUGCUGCCAUUGGACAGAAGGGGAGUAGCGGCUCGCUGAUUGGUUGCGUGGCUGGCGGAACUGCUGCCCCGUUGUUUCCACUGUAAUUACGUUCGAGAGAAGUCACGUUGUCGGCAUAUGGAGUCGGGUUUGUUAUAGGGCGGCUAGAGGUACUUACUAGUAUGAUCGAAUCUGGUGAUGGCAAGGGCUCUAAGCCUGUUUCCUAUGAAAGAAUUGUUUUCAAGAAUGCUUCUGAAUAUCAUUAUUUGAAGAUCCAAUUGGAGUUCCAAGAAGCUGGCACAAGCCUAAAUGCUGUUGAGUUCAAACAACUUAUUAUCUCGGCACUGAAACGGCUGCAUGGUGAGGUUGGUGCAGCCUUGCCUGUUGAUGUGCUGACAUAUGAGGAAAAAACUUGGUCUGCAAUACUUAGAGUACCUAGCCGUGGCCUGGUGAAACUGUGGAGUGCCCUAACACUGCUUGGUUCCUGCCAGAACAGAAAGUGUGCUUUUAGGGUGAUACAGGGUGGUGAGAUUUGAGGAUGCAACCUUGUGAGACUUGCUUGGAAUCUGAUACAGUCACUUCCAUUCUACACAUGCUACUUUAUACUUGGCACUCUAUUUAUGGAACUCCUUCCCCUGUGAGGCUUGCCUGGCACUGACACUGUUUUUCAUUGCCACACAAAAGCCUGUUUAUUUCCAACUUCUCAUAUCUGAUAUUGUUGUUUUUAUUUGGUUUUUAAAAAUGUGUGUGUUGUUUUACAAUUUAUUAUGUUGUCCAGUUUCAGUCAUCAUGUGGAGCCAGGACUGAAUGCUGGUUUCACAUCAGGCUUGGCAGUGCACACUCUCCUCUCCUUCAUGCUGAGAAGUGGAAUUAUUCUACUUCUGUUCUGAUCCUGGCUUAACAUGCAAGGAUCCAUUGCAGUGUCUGAACUGGGCAGUCCUGGCUUAUUGAAGCCAAAGUUUGCAAAUAAUCCAGCAUCUGAAUAAUAUCCUGAAUCAGGAUCUGGUUUAUUUGGAAUUUAGUUACAUUCCUGAAUUCUCCUGAUCCAGACAGAAAUCACAUCUUGGCAUGUUCUAAGCCAGGGUCAGAAGUAGAAUCAUUCUUCCCCUUGAAUGUGAAGGGGGGUUGGGGGAACUUGCAUGCUGAAGUGAGGAGAUGUCUCAUGAAACAAGGAUUUGCUCUUAGCUCUGAGUGAUGUCUGAACUGGGCCAUUGAUUUCUGGAUUGUCUUAGUUGUUGUGAACCAUACUGAUAAUCUCAUUGAAGAGUGGCAAAUAAAUAAAUAAUACUUUCCUGUUUGAUCAUCUUGUAGCCAUAUUUGUGGGGGGAAAUUCUUCUCCCUCCCUGGCCGCAUUUUUUUCCUUGGCUGCUCUUUGAAUACAAAUUAUUGUGUUAGCUCUUGCCAGCAACUGGUUUCACUGGAAACCUGCUGAUAGUUGAAGCAUAACUUGAGCAAACGGUGCUCUCCAUCUUCCUCAGCAUUCCUCACUGAAAUGCCUAACUUAACUCAGCCACUUAACUUGUAGCUCCUAGGCUUACAUUAUUGUGGUGGUGGGGGGUGGGGGAGAAAAGGUCUUGAGAGGAAUCAAACACACUUCUACUCAGUUGGUUCUGCUUGCUCAUUUUGUUUGAUGCAGAGGGAAUUAACUUGGUGACUAAUAACUUCCUUGGGUCCUUUUCAUAUGUUGUGUGUGUGUGUAUGUGUGUUCUC